AUGGACUUCCUCAAGAAGCUAGGGUCUGGCCUCGUCGAGGAGGCGACUGAGAAGCUGCAGACGACUCUGACAGAGGGUGCAAGUGAUGCCAUGUCCAGCCUCACCGGCUCGGUCACAAAAUCGCUCCUCGGCAAGGCUGCAGGCACCCUCAAGCCUCGGUCCCGCGCCGCAUUCUCUCAGCCGUCCGCGUGCCACAUUUUCCUCGUCCGUUCAGGCGCGGCAGAAAAUGUGAUGGAAUCUCUCUCGCCUCAAAUUGAUGAGGCCUUCAACGGUGCGCGAGACAACGCGAAGCAAGAGCUCGGUGCCAAGCUCGUUGGACACGCGGAGAAGGCUAUGGAGUCUCUCUCGUCAUCGCUCCUCGAGAAAGCGAAUGAGGCGAUGGAUGGCUCGGGCGGAUCCUCGUCGCGUGACGAGGGUGGCGGGCUGUUUUCCUCGUUGAGCACGGCCGCGAUGUCCCAGGCAAAGUCGGCACUCAAAGACGCCAUGUCGAGCCAGACCGAGGAGAUCAACACUUCUCUUCUAAACAAGGCAAAAGCGAUCGCAGAUGACGCCUUGGCAAAGCUAUCGCCGCAAAUCGAGAUGGCCUUCGACGAGGCCAGAGACGCAGCGAAGGCAUUGUUCUCGACAAAUCUGGUCGGCUCGGCCGAGGACACGAUGAAUUCGCUUUCGUCGAAUCUUGUGAGCUCCGUGACGGGAAAAAAACGAGCUCGCGACGACGACUAG
This is a messenger RNA of Emiliania huxleyi CCMP1516, 723 nucleotides long. RefSeq lists its product as hypothetical. Lineage: Eukaryota; Haptophyta; Isochrysidales; Noelaerhabdaceae. The coding region runs from base 1 to 723 and encodes 240 amino acids. The transcript has 3 exons. The record is from RefSeq and is a predicted model, not a curated record.